AUGUCAUCGGUCUUCUCCUCGUUUCUUCAGUGGCUUAGCGGGCUCUUCUUCUCUAGCACGGCAGAAAUUGCCGUUGUAGGGCUGCAAGCGUCAGGGAAGACUUCAUUCGUGAAUGUAAUAGGGUCGGGCCAGUGGAGUGAGGAAGUCGUGCCUACGAUUGCAUUCAACUUCCGAAAAGUUCGGAAAGGGAACGUCACGCUCAAGAUAUGGGAUGUUGCUGGACAGCCAAGAUACAGAUCGAUAUGGGAACGUUACUGUAACGGAGUGGAUGCGAUAGUGUUUGUAGUAGACUCCGCAGACAAAGAAAAGUUUGAUAUCGUACGAUUCGAACUACACCAGCUCCUAGCACAGCCUACCUUGACUGGCGUACCACUUCUCGUGCUCGGCAACAAGAACGAUCUCGAGGGUCAUGCAAUUGUGAACGAAUUGAUCAAGGCCUUGCAACUAGACAAGAUACAGAACAGACCGGUGUCGUGUUCGAUGAAGAGCCAACACAACCUAGACAUCGUACUGCAGUGGUUGGCAGGCCGCAGCCAUUGAAUGGUGUAUACUGGCCUACGGGACAUUGUAUGUCAAUAGAUGUACAACAUCGUGUAAUCAUGACUGGGAAUGGAUGAUAUUACAGGAUCGGUCAUCUACUCUGCUGUGUCCAUCCUAUCUGUAUCAUCUCCCCCUCCUGACUGCGACUGCGCUUGCUCUUUGAUUGCUCGCAGGAAUGCCUGUAUCCCUGUUCCCGCUUCCUCCGGCAAUCCAAGACCCCUCACAAGGCCGCCAAGCAGACCUGUCCGCAAUGCCUGGUCGAAAUUCCGCAACGCCGCGCGGAACUGCGGCGACGAGAUGAUCCUGUGGAGCGCUUCUUCUGAAGGAGGCGAUGGCAGGUCUGGCGGCAAGUGCGGAUAAAGAGACUGCACAAGUUCCGGAUGUGAAUGGAAUAGAGGCAUCAGAUUCGCGGGGGUAAGGAUAUCCGUCAGCGACAGCUC
Molecule: messenger RNA, 980 nt
Organism: Laetiporus sulphureus 93-53
Lineage: Eukaryota; Fungi; Basidiomycota; Agaricomycetes; Polyporales; Laetiporaceae
Product: P-loop containing nucleoside triphosphate hydrolase protein
Exons: 11
Coding region: 1-540 (179 amino acids)
Biological process (GO): protein transport
Cellular component (GO): lysosomal membrane
Molecular function (GO): GTPase activity; GTP binding
Source: RefSeq, a predicted model, not a curated record